AUAGAAAUUGUCUCCCCUAAUCUGAAUUACAACCAGCCUUUUAUAGGCGUAUACAAAUCGUAACCGCUACCGAUAAUAAUGACUAAUUAAUUACAACAUUAAUACGGAAUUAAAUACAUGAUUAAUAGUGCAUUGAUUGCUUGACCGUUACUCUUCCAGGCUGGGAGGUCGGCCGGACUGGCAGGCUCCCCGCUGGGCUGAUAGGCAGGCUCUAGGUUGUGGAUUUGGAUCCACGGAUCCAAGUUCGGGGCUUGGGCUAUUAGGCUCUGGGCCUAGUCCCAUAACUCCAUCAAUCUCAUUUAUUGUUUGCGGGCGGAUGAUAGCUUUCUUUCCUUUAAGACUACCGAAAGUGAGUGUGAUGCCACUAAAUCUAUACUACAUCAAUAUGAGUUAUUCUGGGGACAAAUGGUCAACUUUAAUAAAUCCAGCAUUACAUUUAGUCCUAAUGUGGAGGGAGCUACCCGUGUGUCUCUCUGUAAUAGACUGGGCAUCACAGAAGAAGAGAACCAACCAAAGUAUCUCGGGCUAUCGACAUUGGUGGGCAGGGGGGGGAAGCGUGUUAUUCUGAGUUAUCUCCGCAAGAGGAUUAUAAAUAAAAUUAAAGGAUUUUUAUCCCGGGCUGGAAGGGCGGUACUCUUGAAAAACGUGGCGCACGCACUCCCAAUUUACACUACACUAUGAAUGUAUUUUUAUUGCCGAAAGAGUUGUGUGAAGAAAUUGAAAUAAUUAUGAAUGGCUAAUGGUGGAAUGGAACGAAAGGGAGCAGGAAAGGCAUAAAGUGGAAAUCAUGGAGCGGGCUUUGUCGACUGAAGUCGGAAGGAGGGCUAGGGAUUCGGCGAUUGCGGGAUUUCAAUAUUGCCAUGCUUGCUAAGCAAGCUUGGAGACUCACUACAAAAACAUAUACUCCAGAUUCUUCUUUUCUUGAGGCAAAGUUGGGAAGGAAUCGUUCCUAUAUUUGGCGUAGCAUUCUGGAAGCACAACCAGUUCUUACCGAAAACAUUCGAAGACGAGCUGGUCACGGUAGAGAUGUGUGUGUGUCGGCUGAUGCAUGGCUCCCACGGCCAGGGUCGGCCCAUGUAGUCUCUCAAAGACCUCCUUAUAUUCGAGAUAUGAAUGUUGCGGCAUUAAGGUCGAAGGAUAGUUCAGCUUGGAAUGUUGAGCGGAUCUCCUCUCUUUUUAUUGCACAAGAUUGCAGAACGAUUCUCAGCAUCCCUAUAAGUGUGUACCCGCAAGAUGAUACUGUUUGGUGGGGCGGGGAAAAGGAUGGCACGUUCACGGUUAAGAGUUGUCACAGGUUAAAGGCAGGGCCGGGGCCGGGGUUGAUGAGUGAGUGGCUUGGUUGGACAAAGGUGUGGGGAUUACAAAUACUGCCAAAGGUAAAAUUCUUUUUCUGGCAAACAAUGACUGGAAGCGUUCCCGUAGCGUCGAGACUGUGUCGAAGGGGGGUUGAUAUACAACCAGAAUGUAGACUUCGUGGGGUUGAAGAAGAAACAUUAAUGCACGCUUUUCAUUCAUGCAUUAAAUCGAAGGGGGUAUGGCAAAUAGACAAAUAGUAGAUACUGGUUUUGACAUUUCAGCUCCAAGUUUGACAUACUGGGUUAGAAAACUUUUGGAGGGGAAAGAUGAUGAGACAUGGUGCAGAUUAGUUAUGAUAUUUUGGAGCUUGAUAGAAAGGAGAAAUGAGUUGGUUUGGAAAGGUGUGAAUCAAGAUGAAAGGACUGUUUUAAGGGGGCCAGGUGCUAUGUUGAAGGGCUGGAGAGAAGCUCAAAUUCCAGCAACUACGAGGCAGCAGCUUGGGGAAAAUCAGAUGGCUCAAUGGCAGCGACCUGGAAACGGACGAGUUAAAGUGAAUGUGGAUGCGGCAUGGAACGAGGAGGUGGCCAGACAGGCUUGGGGCUGCAUCGCUCCGGAUUCACAUGGUAUUUUCUUUGGUGCUAAAGAUGUUUUUACUUGUACUGUUAUCCUCAUAUAUCAG
Messenger RNA from Cuscuta europaea, 1975 nucleotides. The record is from the annotation of a GenBank genome assembly. NCBI's taxonomy places the organism in Eukaryota, Viridiplantae, Streptophyta, Magnoliopsida, Solanales, Convolvulaceae.